GUGUGACGUCACACGCGCCGGCUCUGGAGGAGGAAGUGAAAGGGAAAAACAGAAGCUCCGGCUAGUAGGUAAUUAGCUCGCAAGCAGGCAAGUAGUCAAGCAAAGUGCCACAUUUACCCAAUCAUUGUAGCUAACCCGACCCGUCAUUUUACAAAGCGGGACCAUCUUUGACAUUAGUGGAACGAGAAUUACGUUUCUAGGCGGAAUUUGAACCGAGGCGUCUCCGAAUUACCGCUAGUUAACGAAUAAAAAUCCGCUCGCUGACAUAACGCCUCGUUAGCCGCCGACGCUAGCCGUCCUGAACAAUAACAGCGGCUCUCACCGGGGAAGGAGUCCACUCGCUGCUCUGGUUUUACUUCAAGCUGUGGAAACAUGGCUUCCAGGAAGAAAGUGCUGUUGAAAGUCAUCAUUCUGGGAGAUUCUGGUGUUGGAAAGACUUCACUAAUGAACCAAUAUGUGAACAAAAAAUUUAGCAACCAGUACAAAGCCACAAUAGGAGCCGAUUUCCUGACCAAGGAGGUGAUGGUGGAUGACAGACUGGUAACGAUGCAGAUCUGGGACACGGCCGGUCAGGAGAGGUUCCAGUCUUUGGGGGUUGCCUUCUACCGUGGAGCGGACUGCUGCGUCCUGGUUUUUGAUGUGACCGCCCCCAACACCUUCAAAACUCUCGACAGCUGGAGGGACGAGUUUCUAAUCCAGGCCAGCCCUCGAGAUCCCGAGAACUUUCCCUUUGUGGUUCUAGGCAACAAGAUCGAUCUGGAGAACAGACAGGUGACCACCAAAAGGGCUCAGGCCUGGUGUCAGAGUAAGAACAACAUCCCUUACUUUGAGACCAGCGCCAAAGAAGCCAUUAAUGUGGAGCAAGCAUUCCAGACAAUCGCACGCAACGCCCUCAAACAGGAGACAGAAGUGGAGCCGUAUCCCGACUUCCCCGAGUCCAUAAAGCUGGAUCCAAACGACAGAGCCAAAGCUUCUGCGGACAGCUGCAGCUGCUGAGGGACAACUGGACCCGCUUUUCAUCUGGCUCUGGAACGUCCCGUCAUCGUCACCUCCUCCACCUCGCUCCUCAGGAAAGAACUUUCCUGCCGGUCUUCCUCUCUCACAGCUCUCCACUCUUCCGUCACCAUCCCGUCACCCGUUUUGUUGCACAUGGAUGUAUUCUCCACAUUCGGUACUCCGACUGAGACAUUUCAGUGUUUUCCUUUAACACGUCGACAAAUCCAGUGUCCAAAGAACACCAGAAGAAAGCCGUCUCCAUGUGUAGCUAACGAACGGCUUUUGUUGCUCGAUCUGUCAAAUGAGGAGAUGUGGGGGGGCGUGGUCAAAGAGGGCGAUGGGCGGGCGGAUUGAUGGUCGUGAGAUGAUGUUGGCUGAUUACAGCAUCCCAAGUAUCACUUCUCUCUUUUUGCCAAUUUCUUAGAUAAUUAAAUAAGUAGUUAACGCCAUUUUUGAACUAAUAUAAUUAUCCCUUAAUUUGCACUUUUUGCCUUUAAAUGUUUUGUCAUGGGGGGUGACUGAUUUUGGGCAACAUCUUCAAUCACGUGGUUUCAUCAUCAGUUCCCAACACUAGUGAUUGUCAGAGCUUUCCCCCUUUGAAGUCGAUUGAUCUGCCGUCAGUAACCGUGGCUGCGGCGCUCACUGUGUUAACCAUGAUUUGGCCUUUUAUGUCACAUAACUUCUUCCUGCUGUGUCUUCUGUCUCUGAGACGGAAUUCCUCGCCGACGUCAGUCUUCGGUCACGUCUGUGUCAUCGCUGGUCCAUCUAUCUGCUUGUAGCUCAGGUUGGCACGUACAUAUUUUUAACAGGUUGUGUAUUACGGUGUAUAGAUGGCAAAGAACUGAACUCAAAUCUCUUCUGUCCUUCCAUUCAAACAAAAGAUCUGACUUUUGGUUCUGGUGUUGCUCCUACUCUUUACAGAAAACUUUACUGCAAUGCCGAUUAUGUUGUGGAAGAAAUUUGAACUCCAAACAAUAAAACUCUUGAAUAAAUCAAA
Messenger RNA from Oryzias melastigma (Indian medaka), 1993 nucleotides. RefSeq names its product ras-related protein Rab-7a. The transcript is spliced from 6 exons. Gene Ontology annotation, cellular component: late endosome; phagocytic vesicle; lysosome. The record is from RefSeq and is a predicted model, not a curated record. Bases 373 to 996 code for a protein of 207 amino acids. Gene Ontology annotation, molecular function: GTPase activity; GTP binding. Gene Ontology annotation, biological process: endosome to lysosome transport; phagosome-lysosome fusion. NCBI's taxonomy places the organism in Eukaryota, Metazoa, Chordata, Actinopteri, Beloniformes, Adrianichthyidae.